AUGUCUUUGAAGCUACACUCUUUGAUAGCAAUUCUACUGGUCGUUGUUCAAACUAGUGCCAGACCAUCGGCAAUACCUAGCGCAGAAGCACCUAACGAUGUGAUGAACAAAUUGAAGAGCGUCUUCAGAGUUGGUCAAGGCAUUAUGGUAUACAACACAGGAGUAUCAAGCGAAGAACUUGAGGAUGAUGAAAUCGUUUGCGCUGAACGUAGAGCUGGAAAAUCCUAUUGCAAGGAGGUUGAAAACUAUAUAGAGGCGACACGUCUAGACAAAAUCGACCCGGAGCAAUUCGCUAAAUUCCAAGAAUAUUUCAAAGAUGAUUUAGAACAAAAACAGAUGGUGGAAACUCGUAUGGAGAUCGAGAAACCCUGUAGUACUAAGACUAAAAUGAUCUAUCCCGAGGGUGCUAUGUCAGAAGAUUCCACAUGGUUAUUGGUGGUGCAACAUGAGCAACAUAAACAAGGUGUUUUAGUAGAGGAGUGCGAAAUUGAAGAGCGACCCACCGAGGAGAAUAGUACUUUGCCGCUGGAUAAUAUGCCGCAAUGUAAACAGAAUUUCAACUAUCGCAAAUUGGUUGUCUUGGUGAAUGGUGUGAUGAAAGAGAAAAUGGUUAAAUUGCCAAGUAACUGCUCUGCUUGA
Zeugodacus cucurbitae (melon fly) is the source of this 639-nucleotide messenger RNA. Its product is annotated as protein spaetzle-like. The record is from RefSeq and is a predicted model, not a curated record. Gene Ontology annotation, cellular component: extracellular region. The coding region runs from base 1 to 639 and encodes 212 amino acids. Gene Ontology annotation, molecular function: Toll binding; growth factor activity. NCBI's taxonomy places the organism in Eukaryota, Metazoa, Arthropoda, Insecta, Diptera, Tephritidae. The transcript has a single exon. Gene Ontology annotation, biological process: regulation of Toll signaling pathway; innate immune response; central nervous system formation.